This is a messenger RNA of Sinocyclocheilus grahami, 1303 nucleotides long. RefSeq names its product ena/VASP-like protein. The transcript has 9 exons. The record is from RefSeq and is a predicted model, not a curated record. Lineage: Eukaryota; Metazoa; Chordata; Actinopteri; Cypriniformes; Cyprinidae. Gene Ontology annotation, molecular function: SH3 domain binding; profilin binding. Gene Ontology annotation, biological process: positive regulation of actin filament polymerization; actin polymerization or depolymerization. The coding region runs from base 1 to 699 and encodes 232 amino acids.
AUGUUCCUCAAACUGUUCAUGGUCUCUUUCAGGUCCAGCUGUUCAGCGUCCAGUCCAGAACGGGCCGAGUUCAGAAGAGCUGGAGGUCCAGAGACGAUGAACCGUUUUUUCCAAGCCGUUGUUAGAUGCCAGUGUUUCUGUCAUAACUGCAAAGAUUUGAUUUCAGAAGCAGUAUCAGCCCCGCCCCCUCCCCCACCUCCUCUGCCUGUGGGCGGGUACGGGGGCCACGCCCAGGACGAUAGCCACACCCCCACGGGUCUCGCUGCCAUGAUCGCCGGAGCCAAACUACGCCGUGUGCAACGGACGGAGGAAAGCUCUGCGUCCGGAGCCAAAAGCGAAGCCAACCGGAGCAGCGGCGGAAGCGGAGGCCUGAUGGAGGAGAUGAACGCGCUGCUCGCUCGCAGACGGAAAGCAGCAGAUGAGAAGAAGGACGGAGAAAGCCCAAGCGAGGAUCGCGCGUCUCGUGGACAGAACGCCGCAGAUGCAGUGAAGAAGCCGUGGGACCGAGCCAGUUCAGCCGAGAGGUCCUCGCUGGUGUCCAGGGUUCGAGCCGUGGGCAGCAUCAGCGACUCAGACGCCUUAGACUUCGACAGAAUGAAACAGGAAAUCUUGGAAGAAGUGGUUCGUGAACUGCACAAGGUGAAGGACGAGAUCAUUGAUGCCAUUAGACAUGAGCUCAGCAGAAUCAGCACCACAUAGUGUCCAUCUCCUCCGAGAGCCCAAGCUGUAGCCACGAGAGCCGGACGUUACCGCCGUAUUAAAGCACACGGACUCACGGCGUGCUGGUUUUAACACGUCUGCAACGUCGAGGAGCGGUUGAUGAAGCAGGGACACUUACACUGAUCUUACUGUUCCUGGUGUACACUGAUUCUAGCGGCAGUCUUUUGCAGAAACUGAAGAAAAUAGAACAAACAUCUGGAGUCCUUUUAUGUUGUCUGCAUCAUCAUCAUCAUUAUUAUUAUUAUUAUUAUUAUUAUUAUAGGUGUAGUUGUAGUGUUUUCAUGUAGGUAGACAUAGGAAUUGAUAAUAAUAAUAAUAAUAUCAUUGCACAUCACAUUUUCAUUUUCCUUAAGAUUCAUCAUGAGCACAUUCCUCUUGUUUUUUAAGAGUUUUCUCCUUUUUGCCAUGAUGUGUUGAUCUGAAGGAGGGGUUUAAACACGUCUGAAGUAUUUGUGAUCAUGUUGUUAAUCGAGUGUUUAUCGGCUGCGAGGACAUGAAGUAUUGUUCUGUUUUAUGAUUUCUGUUUUUGACCAAGUGCUUCCCGGUUUGAAAAAAAUAACAAUAAUAAUAAUAAAAGAUAUAC